Molecule: messenger RNA, 3609 nt
Organism: Tetrahymena thermophila SB210
Lineage: Eukaryota; Ciliophora; Oligohymenophorea; Hymenostomatida; Tetrahymenidae
Product: Na,H/K antiporter P-type ATPase alpha subunit family protein
Exons: 7
Biological process (GO): potassium ion import across plasma membrane; sodium ion export across plasma membrane; intracellular sodium ion homeostasis
Cellular component (GO): membrane
Molecular function (GO): P-type sodium:potassium-exchanging transporter activity; ATP binding; ATP hydrolysis activity
Source: RefSeq, a predicted model, not a curated record
AUGCUAGGUGCUAAUUAUAAAAAGACUCAUCAUUAGGAGUAUACUGAGCCUAUUCCUGAGUCAGCUCGUGGUUCAGUCAUUCGUACAUUCGAAGAAUUGAGGUAAUCCCUCUAAUUGAACAAUGCUGUCACUGAACAUAGAUAGAGCUAGAUGUCUAACAGAUAGAGCAGUAUGAAUAGAGAUCGUAAUAUGAAUGCUGGUGAUAAUGGCAUCAGAUAAUCCAUCAAUUAAUCUCGUAAGUACUAAGAACCUAAUUCCUAAUACAAAGCUACUGUUCCUGAACCCACUAAUGAAAAUAACGAAAAGGAGCAUAAGAAUUAAACCAAAGAAGCUUUGGGAAUGAUGGACGACCACAAGAUCCCACUCGAAGAACUUCGUGAGCGUUAUCAAACCGAUUAUUAAAAGGGUUUGAGCUCAACAAAAGCUACUUAACUUAAUGAACAAUUUGGUGACAACAAACUUAGUGAAAAGGAAAGAGAACCCCUCUGGAAGAAAUUCUUGAAGGAAGUCUCCAAUGGUUUCGCUAUUAUGCUUUGGGUUGGUGCUGCUCUUUGUAUCUUGGUCUAUAUCUUGUAAACUGAUGAUCCUUCCAACUUAUAUUUGGGUAUCGUCCUCAUCUUAGUUAUUUUCUUGACAGGUUAUAUUACUUUCUAAUAAACUGCUAAAUCAGAAGCGCUGAUGGAGUCGUUUAAAAAUUUCCUGCCGUAACAAUGUACAGUUAUUAGAGAUGGUGAAAACAAGAGUAUCGACGCCCUUAAGCUUGUCGUUGGUGAUGUUGUUCUUGUCAAGGCUGGUGAAAAAAUUCCUGCAGACAUUCGUAUUUUGAUGUCUAAUGAAAUGAAGGUAGAUAAUUCUCCACUUACUGGUGAAUCAGAACCUCUUCUUAGAACAACUGAAUGUACUCACCCUGAAAAUCCCCUUGAAACAAGCAAUCUCGCUUUCUUUGGUACACUUUGUAAGGAAGGUUAAGGUAGGGGUGUUGUAGUUCGUAUUGGUGAUAAUACAACUCUUGGUCAAAUUGCAGAUCUCUCUUCAACUGAUAAGAAAGUAAAGAGUCCUCUCAGACAAGAACUUGAUAGAUUCGUUAUCAUGAUUACAAUUAUUGCUCUUUUCUUGGGUGUUUUGUUCUUCUUACUCGCUUGGUUGCUUAUGCAUUAUAACAUUCUUUAAUGUUUAAUUUUCGGUAUUGGUAUUUUGGUCGCUAACGUCCCUGAAGGUCUUUUAGGUUGUAUUACCAUUUCCUUGGCUAUUACCGCUAAGACUCUCUCUGAAAAGAAUGUCUUGGUAAAGAAUCUCGAAGCUGUCGAAACUCUUGGUUCAACUUCUUGCAUUUGCUCUGACAAGACUGGUACCCUCACCCAAAAUGUCAUGACUGUUGAACACAUGUGGUACAACGAUUAAGUAAUUAGAGCCAAGAACAAAUCUCUUGCCUCUCCUCAAGAAAUUGAAUAUGAUGAAACUGAAAAGGGUUUCCAAAACUUACAUUAUGCUGCUAUGUGCUCUUCUGAAGCUAGAUUUGACCUAACUGAUAUUGUUGACAGAGAUAACAUCGAUUAUAUGAAAUGUCCAGUUAUGGGUGAUGCCACCGAAACUGGUCUUGUUAGAUUCUACUAAUACAUUGAAGAUAUUGAUGCUACCCGUAACAGAUUCAAAACUGCUGAACACAAAGGUUAACCCGCUAGAAUGCCUUUCAACUCUACCGUUAAGUUUGCAUUAACUAUUGUUGAAUAAAAAACUAGUGAUUCUGACUAUUGCAUUUAUAUGAAGGGUGCCCCUGAAAAAGUAUGGUUGUAUUGCUCUCAUAUUUUAAUUGGUGAACGUAAACACGAAAUCAACUAAGAAUGGAAGACUAAGUUCGACAAUGUCAACAAGAGAUUUGGUAAGAAAGGUGAAAGAGUUCUUGGUUUUGCUAAAUUGCACCUCUUAAGAGAAGAAUACCCCUAGGGUUCAACUGUAUUCAACGUAACUUCUCCCGCUAACUUCAACUUUAAACUCGCUGGAUUCUCUUUCUGUGGUUUGGUUUCUCUCAUUGAUCCCCCCAAAACCAGAGUCCCUAACGCCAUUCUUGAAUGUAGAUCCGCUGGUAUUAAGGUUAUCAUGGUUACUGGUGAUCAACCUCCCACUGCUGCUUCUAUCGCUAGAUAAGUCAACAUUAUCCCCUAGAGCGUUAAGACUGUUGAUGAAAUCAUUGAAACUGAAAAUAUCUCUUGGGAAGAAGCUGCUGAAAAGUGCGAUGCUAUCGUUGUUCACGGUGAUAGAAUCGUCGAGUCUUUGGUUAGAGAAUAAGAAGAAGGUAAGGAAGAAUUCAGCUACUUAAGAACCUGGGUCAAGAAACCUUACUGUGUCUUCGCUAGAACUACUCCCGCUCAAAAAUUAUAAAUUGUCCAAGCUUGUCAAGCUGAAGGUUAUGUUUGCGCUGUCACUGGUGAUGGUGUAAAUGACUCACCUGCUAUCAAAUAAGGAGAUAUAGGUAUUUCCAUGAAUUUAACUGGUUCUGAUGUCACUAAGGAUGCUGCAGAUAUGGUCUUGCUUGAUGACGAUUUUGCUUCUAUUGUCGUUGGUGUUGAAGAAGGUAGAAAAAUUUUCGAUAACUUGAAAAAGACUGUCGUCUAUUUGCUUACUUCCAACAUUCCUGAAAUUAUUCCUUUCUUAGCUUUCAUCAUCAUUCAAAUUCCUUUACCUCUCUCUAACAUUUUCAUGUUAUGUAUUUGUGUUGGUACCGAUAUCUUACCUGCUUUAUCUCUUGCUUAUGAAGAAGCAGAAAUUGAUAUCAUGACAAGAAAGCCCAGAAAGAAAACCGAUCACUUGGUCUCCAUGGUUUUGAUUACUUGCGCUUAUCUCUAAAUGGGUAUGAUUUCUACUUGCGCUGGUUUUGCCGCUUACUACACUGUCUUCAAUUAUUAUGGAUUCACUCCUGAUGGUCUCUUCAAUUUGGCUAAUGUAUAUGGUUACUAACCAGAUGAUAAUGCUUUCAACUGGACUACAUACCCACCAAAUGUUGAUCCUGUACUUGCAGAAACACUUUUCAAAGAUCCUAUGUACUUUAACACUUAAUUGUACAAUGCUGUUAAGAGUGCUGGAUAAACAACUUGUACUAAUGUAAAGCUUCCUGAUGAUUACAACAUUAACUGGGCUCUUAUAGAUUAGGGUAAAUAUGAUCUUAGAAAAGCCCUUCUUAAAUGUGAAGAUGGCUAUUUCUAACCUACUACUACUUGGAAUCACGAAUGUAAUCUUAGCGAAACUUCUCCAGUCACAGAUUAUCCAGUUUGUUAUUCUAUUGAUGCCAACUUCUAUGCCUAAACAGCUUUCUUCGUUGCUAUCGUUUUGGUCUAAUGGAGUAAUGUCUUUGCUUGUAAGAGCAGAAAGAUGUCUUUCACAACCUCACCUGUUAAUAAGGUUAUGUUCAUGGGUGUCCUCGUAGAAACAAUCCUUUGUAUUUUCCUUUUCUACACUCCUGGAGUCCAAAAAGUUUUUGGUGCUCGUCCUCUCGAAUUCUGGUAGUUCGGUAUUCCUGGCCUUCCCUUCUCCAUACUUCUUUUACUCUGGGAAGAAUUCAGAAAAUUCCUCCUCAGAUCAUCUAAGUGGUUCAACAAGCACUGUCUCUGGUGA